UUUUGAUUUGUAUUUCGUUCAAUUCAUUAUCUCAACUGGGAAGUCUGGGUUAUGUAGUCCAACAUUCAUACACUCUGGCCCCGCGGAUUCUUUCGGUAUACAGCCCAAUAGGUUAGAACAGCAAGGUCGGUGACCGUAUUACAUCUCUAGCAAAGAGAGAUGUCGUUCUGGAAAUUGCCUGAUGCCUCACAUUGUAUAAAUCUUCGAACCCCCGCAUGAGAGACAUACGAUACUAGCGGUCAAUCAACUGGUGUCUUGUAACUAAUCAUUCUCUUUCACUAUACCAUCAAGAUGUCUCACCUAACUGAGACAAAUGCCAUCUCAGAACAAGACUACCACACUCUAGUUAACGAUUUCAAUGCCACAGAUGACAUCUCUUUGAUAGGGAAUCGUUUAGAUCAACUAUUCGAGAAUGUUGUAAAUACCUUUCCAGAUAACACCGCCCUGAUACACAACGACGCCGAGGUGUCCUACUCAGAGCUCAAUGCAGCUGCAAAUAUUCUGGCAAGGAGCCUUGCGGGUCGAGGUGUAGGAUGUGGUGAUUUGGUCGGCCUAUCGGUGGACCGCUCCAUCGAUCUCGUUGUGGUUAUAGUAGCUGUGCUUAAGCUAGGAGCAGCUUAUGUCCCUAUCGACUCAAAAUUCCCAUCCGAACGCAUCAACCAGAUGGUGGAAGAUGCCAAUCCUAAAUUUAUCCUCAUCACUGGCAGCCCGAGUAAAGGUCUGGAGCGCUGGAAAGACAUAUGCUUGAGCGUCGACCAGGCGAGAGACAGUUCAGUCACUGAUACAACCAACCUUAAAACCGAAAUCCAAAUUCAGAACGUGGCAUAUACUCUUUAUACGUCUGGCUCUACUGGACGCCCCAAAGGAGUCGAGAUUAGCCAUGGAGCCGCUGCCAACUAUCUAGGCUCGCUGCGGAAGCACGAGCCUGGCUGCAAUGAGCACGAUCGACUGCUUGCUAUCACAACCAUAUCCUUCGACAUGUCAGCUCUAGAGUUGCUGUUACCAAUAUUAUCCGGUGCCACAAUGAUCAUUGCAAACACAAGCGCGGUCAGAAACCCACGCGAGCUCAUCGACUUAAUGGAUUGCCAUCAAGUCACCAUCUUGCAAGCCACACCUGCAACGUGGACAAUGCUUUUAGAGUCCGGAUGGGAAGGGAAGCCACGACUUUCCAAAAUCAUAUGUGGUGGCGAGCCACUCUCUCGUCAACUUGCAGAUCGCCUACUUGCAUCAGCCGAUUCAGUGUGGAACGUAUACGGCCCAUGUGAGACGGGUUAUGGAAGCGUUGGAAGGGUCACGGAGGGUGACAUUGUGGUCGGAAACCCAGUGGCCAACGGCCGCAUAUACUUACUGGAUGACAACAUGUCGCCCGUGCCUAUGGGCACUGAGGGUGAAGUAUGGAUCGGCGGUGCCAGUGUGUCGAACGGCUAUCGAAACCAACUCGAGCUCACACAAUCUCGGUUUCUUGAGAACCCCUUUCACGGAGGCAAAUUCUUUCGCACUGGCGACCUGGCAAAGUUCAUAGGACCAGGACAACUUCAGGUAUUGGGGCGCAUAGAUGGAGUAAUUAAGAUUCGAGGUAACCGUAUUGACGUUGGCGACAUCGAGGCAAUUCUUGUCAAUCAUCCCAAAGUCUCCCAGGCUGUUGUCAUCAGUCGUGACGACCGCCUAGUGGCGUACUGUGUGCUCAAUGCGCCAUUAGAUGACCUGACUUCACUGGAGAGCAUUCUGCGACCAUGGGUUGCCGAGCACCUCCCACCAUAUAUGAUGCCGUCAUUCUUCGUGCAAAUGGAUACAUUCCCUGUAUCGCCGAAUGAAAAGAUCGAUCGCAAAGCUCUUCCCGACCCAAUCGAGGUCCUCCAAAGCCAAAACCAGACCCUGACGCAGCCCGCCUCCGAAUUGGAGCAACAAAUACUAGCCAUCUGGUCGGACAUCCUUGGUCACACCAGCAUUGGUACAGAGGACAACUUCUUCAAUAUAGGCGGUGACUCUGUGCGCAUCAUCCGCAUGCAAACAUUAUUGGAGAAACAGUUGGGCAGACACGUGCCAACACCUAAACUGUUUGAGCAUUAUACCAUCAAGGCUUUGGCCGGGUAUCUAGCUGGUAUAGGCAAAGACAGCCAGGAGGAGACAUUUGAUGCAGCAGGCAGUGGCUUUGCUGCAGACAAUGAAGAUAUUGCUGUCAUAUCCAUGGCAUGUCGGCUACCUGGCGGUGUGCAUACGCCAGAGGAUUUCUGGCAGCUGCUGCAGAGCGGUGGCGAGACAGUUACUGAUGUCCCCAAAGAUCGUUGGGAUGCUGAUAAGCUAUAUAAUGAAGACCCUGAUGUCGAGGGGACUUCAUAUUGUCGCCGAGGUGGUUUCCUCGACUCGGUUUACUCGUAUGAUGCUUCCUUCUUUGGAAUCUCACCGCGUGAGGCACAGACCAUGGACCCAACGCAACACCUGUUGAUGGAGUUGUGUUGGGAGGUCUUUGAACGAGCUGGCUAUACGAAGGACCAGCUGAGCGGCUCUACAACAGGUGUCUUCCUUGGCGUUAGCAACAAUGGAACAACGAAUCAUACACCCCCUGAUCUCAAGGGAUACUCAAUUACAGGAAGCGCAAACGCUACCUUGGCUGGUCGGCUCUCGUGGACUCUUGGUCUACAGGGACCAUCUCUAGCCGUCGAUACCGCAUGUUCGGCAUCUCUAGUGGCCACUCACUUGGCCUGCAAUGCUCUGCGCCAAGGCGAAUGUAAUAUGGCCGUGGUAGGAGGUGCAAGUCUUCUACUCAAUCCCGGCAUACAUAUUGAAUUUAGCAGACUCCGCGGUCUCUCACCAGAUGGCCGUUGUAGAGCCUUCUCAGAUGACACGAACGGCACUGGAUUUAGCGAGGGAGCCGCCCUAGUCGUCCUGAAGCGCCUAUCUGAUGCCCAACGGGAUGGGGACAACAUCCAUGCAGUGCUCCGUGGUACUGCGGUGAUGCACGGUGGACAUAGCUCCGGUUUAACGGCGCCUAGCGGCCCGGGGCAGUCGAAACUAAUCCGCACUGCCUUGGCCCGCGUCGCAAUGAAGCCCGGCGAUAUCGACUACAUCGAGGCUCACGGCACUGGCACCAAGCUAGGCGACCCUAUCGAAGGUACCGCACUGGCUGAAGUCUUUGGGCCGGGGCGUUUUAGCUCGGAUCCUUUGCGACUUGGCUCCGCCAAGUCCAACAUCGGACACACACAAGCGGCCGCGGGUCUUGUCGGCUUGUUGAAGGUGAUAAUGUCUAUGAAAAAUAAUUCUCUUCCCAAAACAUUGCAUAUAAGCAAGCCUACUACGGCAGUGAACUGGAAAGAUGCCAACAUCGAAUUGGUGCUAGAAAACCAACCAUGGCUACCUGAUAGUGCCCGAACCCGCCGCGCUGGCGUCAGUGCAUUUGGCAUUGGGGGUACAAACGCCCACAUAAUUGUUGAGGAGCCUCCUAAAAUCGUUAAGAACGAGCCUGAUAGCAUCAAGUUGCCUACAUUCCCAACUGCUCUCCCGGUCGUGCUAUCAGCCAAGAGCGACUCUGCUCUCAGGGCACAGGCUGAGAAAAUUAGGUUGCACAUUGAGAACAGGGUUGAAACGGAUGACCAGCUGAGGGACGUGUCCUAUUCGCUAGCUACAUCUCGAACACACUUUCAUCGACGAUUGGUAGUAACAGCAGGAGACAAGGCACAGAUGCUGGAGAAGUUGGCGUCCGUCAGCUCGGGAUUUAGCGAGCCGCUCGAUGUAACCGGAGCCUGCAAGGCAAGCCUGGGAAUGCUCUUCACGGGACAAGGAAGCCAGCGACCAGGGAUGGGUAAGGAUCUAUACGCUGUCUAUCCAGUAUUCCGCGAAGCGUUAGACGAAAUCGCCGCGCUGUUUACAGAACUGGAGUCGCCUCUUCUCGAUAUCAUGUGGGCCGAGCCAGGAAGCACAAGUGCCGCUUUGUUGAAACGUGCCGAUUUUGCCCAGCCUGCCUUGUUCGCUCUAGAGGCAUCGCUCUGGAGGCUGUGGCAGAGUUGGGGAGUAAAGCCAGCUUUCCUACUCGGGCACAGCGUUGGUGAGUUUGCAGCAGCUUAUGUUGCGGGAAUACUCGCUUUACCCGACGCUUGCCGACUUGUUAUGAUGCGCGGCCGUUUAAUGCAAGCUCUUUCUUGCAAGGGUAAGAUGGCGUCUGUAGGAGCAAACAGCACCGAGGUUACAGCGGCGAUAGAAAGAUUGGGCCAGGGCGAUAAGGUAGAGAUUGCGGGUUACAAUACGCCUUUCCAGACGGUAAUAUCUGGAGAUAUCGAUGCUGUUGAGGCGGUGACACUUGAUUUUGCCGACCGGGGCCACAAGACCAAGACGCUUGAUACUAGCCACGCUUUCCACUCACACCAUAUGACCGGCAUGCUUGAUGGCUUCAUGGCUGUACUGCAAACCGUUACGUUCAGCCCACCCACGAUUCCUAUUAUCAGCAGCUUGACCGGCAAACUGGCUGAGGCAGGUGAGCUUGAACAAGCUGGAUACUGGGUUAAGCAGGCGCGCAACGCUGUCCGCUUCACCGAUGCCUUCCAAGAGCUGGUGAGUCGCGGAGCGAACGUCUUUCUCGAACUUGGACCCAGUCCAGUACUUUGCGGCUUAGGUGCAGCAUGCCUGAUGGACGCUUCUCAGCUGAGCACUGCGCUCUGGCUGCCUUCUCUGAAGUCUGGCGUCAAUGAUACCUCGGUCAUCCUGAAUAGCGUUGCCGAGUUGCACUCGCGACACGUUCCGGUGGACUGGGCGGCAUACUUUGAACCUUUCGGCUGCCAGCGGGUAGAACUACCCACAUAUGCCUUCCAGCGGGAGACUUAUCAGCCUUCCAACGGAGGCACUUGGUUUAGCAGCCCGUCAAAGAGUACAGAUGUGGAUAAAACUACAGAGGGAGUGGACAAAAUGCUAUUCGAUAUGAACUGGCGUCCAGUCACGACAGACAAUACCCGAGCUCAUGGUCUGUGGGGUAUUCUCAGCCCGCCGGAGGAAACGCCUUGGACGGAAGAGGUGAAACAAGCCUUAUGCAGCAUAGGUAUCAGGUUGGUGCCUGUUGCAGGUCCAGAUGAGUCCCACCAGCUUGACGGCCUGUUCUCGCUGUGGGAGUCUGGCGCGGAAGUUGUUCAGACGGCGCAUAACCUCACUGCAAAGGCAUUGGUCCAGCUACAAGAGACCACAAGGGCUGGAUUUGCUGCUCCAGUGGUGUGGAUUACCCGUUGUGCUGUCGGCGCUGCCGCUGGUGACCAGCCUGCCGGAAUCGGGGCCGCACCACUAUGGGGUUUGGCUCGCACCGCUCGUACUGAGUAUCCAGAGUUGCGUCUGCGCAUGAUCGAUCUGGACAAGCAGAUGGACUUAGCUACUCUCGAGUCAGCAUUGAUGCUGGGCGACCAGACGGAGAUCGCUAUACGCCAGGGACAGGCCCUUGUGCCACACAUGGAGCAGGCUACUGCGGUUGCAUCAAACCCAGUUAAGCAGCCAUUGCUGCGAACCGACGGCGCCGUCUUGGUGACGGGUGGGCUUGGUGAUCUUGGAGGCCGGGUAGCCCGCAGGUUGGUGAACUCCCACGGAGUUCGUGACUUGGUUUUGACAUCGCGACGCGGCAUGGAAUCCCCCGGCGCUGACGCAUUUGUGUCUGAACUUGAAAAGUUAGGCGUCAAAGCCACCGUGGUUGGCGGCGACGUCGCAGACUUUGACAGUCUCGGAUCCAUCAUACAACAAAUUACCGCCGAACGACCAUUACGUGGUGUGAUCCACGCAGCUGGUGUAACCGACUCGGGUGUUUUGUCGACCUUGACGCCUGAGAAGUGUGCCACCACUUUCGCUCCAAAAGUAGAUGGCCUAUGGAACCUGCACCAACUCACCAAAGAUUUGGAUUUGGAUGUAUUCAUGAUGUUCUCCUCCAUCUCUGGUGUUCUGGGCUUGCCAGGACUAGCAAAUUAUGCCGCUGCUAACUCCUUCAUCGAUGCGCUCGCAUACCUACGACAUAGUCAGGGCCUACCGGCCACGUCGGUGGCUUAUGGUCUAUGGGCCGGAGAGGGUAUGUCAACCACCCUCAACUCAACAACUCGUGCCCACCUCUCGCAGCUUGGUUUAGGGGCCCUUGAAUCAGAAGCUGGCCUGAAUCUAUUCGAGGAGUCUGUCCGCCGGGGCCGCGAGCUUACUGUAGCUGCUGAUCUUGAUUUGGAGCGUCUCAAGGGCUACUAUGAAGAACAAGGCGGUAUCCCCAGCCUGCUACGUUCUAUGCUCAACCAAACCAAGAUUAAGGAGUCGGCCAAUCGAGCCGCCAGCCUACGUGACAUGUUAGUGGACGCACACCCCGACCAACAUGAUGGCAUUAUGCUGCGUAUGGUCCGACAAACCGUAGGCAAGGCCUUGGGAUACACCAAGGCUGAUGAGGUCGAUGUCAGUCGACCCAUGAAGGAGCUGGGUAUUGACUCCCUGACUGCGGUUUUGAUCCGCAACCAUCUAGCAACAUUAACGUCACUGACACUACCCCCCAACAUUGUCCUUCUUUACUCGAACCUGAAGUCACUUAGCGAGUUCUUGCUAUCCCUGAUACUAGGCGAUAUGGUGAGCGGCACCUCGUCCAGUGCGUCAGAGGCUGAUGUUGAGACGCCGGGCACCACGGCAUCAGUGGCUUCCUAUGUCAACAUGGCAGCAAUCCGAAGGGGAGUCCUUGAUCCCACAUUCCAGUUCAAUAACGUAUCUAAGCAUGCUCCUAGCACCCCGGAGGCUGUUUUCGUGACAGGCUCAACCGGCUUUGUGGGUGCUUUCAUGAUAUACGAGUUUCUCAAAAGGGGCAUCUCUGUGUACUGCCUCGUUCGCGCCGAUGGCCUUGAUCAGGCCCAAGAACGGAUGGUGAAGAUGUUGGAGCAUUACAGUCUCUGGAAGUCCGAGUACGAGCCGCUGCUCAACCCGGUUGUCGGCGAUCUCGCUCAGCCUCUACUUGGUCUCGACGAAGUUGUAUUUGAUGACCUGGCCAACAGAGUUGAUGCCAUCCUUCACUCAGGAGCUCUGGUGGACUGGAUGCGUCCAUUGGAAGAUUAUGUUGGCCCCAACAUUCUUGGCACUCACGAAGUUCUACGUCUUGCCUCUUUAGGCCGGGGCAAGACCGUGCAUUUUAUCUCCACCAUCUCCACCUUGCCCAUUCAUUUGGGCUAUGGGCUCACUGAGCAUGAUGGAGAGUAUGGCUAUGGUACCUCGAAAUACCUGGCUGAGAGAAUGAUCGUGGCAGCCCGUUUCCGUGGUGCUAGGGCGUCGUCUUACCGGUUGCCCUUUGUUGCCGCCUCAGCCACUAAUGGUCAUUUCCGCCUCGACCAAGGUGACUUCUUACACAAUCUUAUCAAUGGAAGCCUGGAUUUGGGUGCCUUUCCUUUGCUCAAAGACGCCGACCUAUCCACCGCGCUGCCGGUUGAUUAUCUAUGCGGUACCAUUGCGAGCAUCAUGACCGAGGCUCAACACCGAAUUGGUGAAGACUACGACUUCGUCAAUCCACACGCACCCACAUUCGACUACUUUUUCAAGGUUAUGGGUGCCGCUAGUGGGGGCAACCCGACUAUUCCCUUUAGCGAGUGGCACCGUCGAGCUCUCGAGUACGCGACAGCCCAUCCAAGGAGCUCACUGGCUCGCAUCACCACUAUCAUCGAUGGCUACACCGAUGAAAAUGCGGGUGCAUUGAUGAAGGGAAAUCCCGUUGGAAAACAUGUUCUUGGGCUGGAUGUUUAUCCCGCUCCAUUGAUUGACGAGGAAUAUAUACACAAAUAUUUGAAUUGUAUUACUGCGGCUAGGGCGAAAAUAGUUAGGUAAAAUAGACUUGGGAAACAUAGAUGAUAAAAUAAAAUUUCAAUAAUAUCUCGACUCGUACGUUAUCCGUGACAAAAGAUCAAUCGAUACCUGAGGGCUCAGGACACUCUGCAUAACGUCCCUGUUGAGUGCUAUCAAAUGGGCAGUAGUAUGUGAGUCAAAGGAGCACGUGCCGACGUUUCCUACAUUGCGCGGGCUAUAUGCAGUAGAGAGACUGUGAC
Messenger RNA from Xylaria bambusicola, 8015 nucleotides. Its product is annotated as polyketide synthase. NCBI's taxonomy places the organism in Eukaryota, Fungi, Ascomycota, Sordariomycetes, Xylariales, Xylariaceae. The transcript has a single exon. The coding region runs from base 292 to 7797 and encodes 2501 amino acids. The record is from RefSeq and is a predicted model, not a curated record. Gene Ontology annotation, biological process: fatty acid biosynthetic process. Gene Ontology annotation, molecular function: fatty acid synthase activity; phosphopantetheine binding.